This is a messenger RNA of Durusdinium trenchii, 3567 nucleotides long. Lineage: Eukaryota; Dinophyceae; Suessiales; Symbiodiniaceae. The record is from the annotation of a GenBank genome assembly.
GUUGCCGUUGGACAAAGUUGCCGAUGAAGUGUCAUGAAGCAGAUCAUGACACGUGGGCAGCGGCAACGACUGAGGACAGGCGGCGCGUCAACCAGUACCACUUGCCAGGACAGCCCAUGACACACUCAGGCAGAGCGGCACCAGGGACACCUCUAAUGGACGGGCGUACCGUCUCAAAGUCCAUGAAGAUGAGCUCUAAGAUGACGAGUGGUCUGACGAGAACGCAGCAGCGGAUCCUUUCAAAUGGCUCCCGCUAUUUGGAGCUUGAGGAGCAGGAGGAGGAACUGGAGGCAUCGCGGCGAAAAGAUGUGAAGUCUUUGAGUGCAGAAGAUGAGGCACUUUUGGACGACCUGUUUAUUCAAGCUCAACAGGAGAGCAUGCGAGACCUCAUGGCAUUCAUUGAAGUGACUGUUCUGAUAUCUCCUGACCAAGCCCUUGGUUUGCACUUGGAUGGCGUGCCAGUUACCGCAGCAGCUGCGUGGGAAAUCCCAUUGUCGACUCAGGUGACGAAGAUAGAGCCGCAUGGGCUCUUGCAAAUCUGGUCCCAGCCAGAUCAGUUGGUCGUUGACGAAAACGCAUCCCUGCGACUUGCGCGGGUUGAUGGAAGGGAGGGGCUCGAUGGAGUGAGCUACUUGAAGAGCAUCUUCCAGACCUACAAAAUGCGCCAGACAGGCGAUCCUUCAGAGACUUUGAAAGUGAAUCUCACCUUUUGCAGGGAGGCAAAGUUCAAAUUCAAUUUCAAGCAGCGGCAGUGUGUUGGGACCGCUUUGCAUGUUGCAGUACUUCACAGGAAUGGGUUCGGCUUGCUCAGACGUUUGCUACAGCAAAAGGCUGAUCCUGAACAGGAGUUCUACUAUCGCUCUCGCGGUGAUCCUGCAUUUGCUCCAGCGAUACAUUUGGCAGCAGCACGUGAUUUGAUUCGUCACAUCAGCCUAUUGAUAGAACACCGUGCAAGUGUGCAUGCAGUCAGCAAGGUGAACAAUGAGAAUAAUUUCACUGCUUUGCAUGAGGCUGCCAGUUAUGGGUUGCAAAGAUCUGCUCUGUGUCUCUUGAGAGCAAGAGCUGAUCCAAAUGCAACAAAUCUCAAGAUGCACACCCCCUUGCAUUGCGCAGCUCGACAAGGGGAUACAAGGAUGUGUCUCCUGCUGAAGAACCACGGAGCUGAUUUGAAGGCUAAAGAUGUCAACGAAGCCACGCCUGUCAUUGUCGCAGUUGAACGAGGGCGGUUCAGGUUUGACAAGCUUUUCAUCCUCAUGGAGAAAUCAUUUGAAGACCUGCUCGUGGUUUCGAGACUAUGUGCUAGCGUAGGGCCAGAAGUAAUGCGAGACAACAGCACCAACGAAGUCCAUCAUUCGUGGAGAGAGGCUCUCGUGAAGGAAGCCAGCGAAAAGCCAGUCCGGGCUGCUGAGCACUGGAUGGAGAUUAUGAACAAUUCUGCCGGAGCGGGUGAGGACAUUUUGGAUGCCCUCACUGUCCUUCCUCAAGCACAGAGUGAUGCCUUCAACCCUGUCCCCAGGCGAGCUCGGCUGCCAUUGGGCAAAGACAUGUUGUGUUGCUAUGAAAGGACGUCCGAGUGGAAAUAUGACACGGAAAGCGCUGUUUGGCAGUCCAAGCUAUGCCCGGGUAUCAAGAGUGGCUGGGUGACGAGGGGCUCGGGACCUGCAUCAAACCGGGCCUUUGAGAACCUACUGGGCUACUUCAAGCGCGGGGGAGGCCCCAGUGAGAGAAACUUAUCCGCGUCAACGGUCCGUGCGACCGAAUAUCUCAAGCAGGAGGCCACCAGAUCCGAAAGCACAGAACUUGUGCCAGUCAAGGUGAGACAGUUGAAGCUGCCUGGCAUCAUCAAUCCCGAUGUUAUGGACAUCCUUGCGUUCACUGUCAACCACAACGUCUUGAGGAAGCCAACUGGACAGGCAAUCAUUCUCUUCGCAUGGGAUCAUGUUGCCAGGUACUACUACUUGACGUACGUGUUUUACCAGGUGAUCAUUAUCGGAAGUCUUGUAGCUGAGGUGGCAUCCCCCCCCGAGACUUUGUGGGGCUCUCGGGUUCGUUGGAGCCUAUUGGCGGUGCUGGCAGUUUUAGAACUCUUCUAUGAGUUCUGGGAGAUGUGUGGUUUUUUCUGCUACCUACAGCAGGGGUGGUGGCGGUAUAUUCUAAAUCCCGAGAACUACUACAACUGGACAUCAAUUGGUUUGCUUAUAGCACUGGUCUGUUUGACUUACAAUGAUCACAGUGGGUUGCAGGAAAUGCCAAUUUGGUUAUCCAUAGUUGUGCUGGCUCGAUGGAUUCAGCUCACUUGGAGCUGCAGAGCCUUUGGGUUGGUUGGUCAGAAGAUUUUGCCCAUCAUGCAAGCAUCUGUGUCGGCACACAUUGGUGGGAUCAUGUUUGUCACGUUGUGUGUCCUAUUUGGCUUCAUGAAUGGUGCUAUGGCACUUGAACUUGGGAGCGAGACACCUCAUCAUAAGUCAGUUGUGAUGGGAGCUCUCAAGCUACUCCUCCUGGGAGAUGGGGAUGGGAUUGACGCAACCCUUUCAUUGGGUGGCGCUCAGGACGAAGACAUUCUAACGGCCUUAUUUGUUUUUGUGGCCAUGGUGGUUUUCUGCGUUUGUGUCCUCAAUUUGUUCAUUGCAGUGCAUGGGGAGGCAUAUGAUAGUGCCCAGGAGAAGGCUUUCACAUCCUUUCUACAGGAAAGGGCUGGGAUUUGCCUUCACUGCCUUUUAAGACCAUCCUGGCCACCACGAUGCUUGAAAUGGCGAGUGCCACAUCGCAUUAGAACCUACGUGUUUCUGCAGCUCGCGUCUAUUGCAGCCUGGCUGUUGCUGCUUCGAGAAGAAACCAUCAAUGUUUUGAUACCUACGGCAUUGCUGUGGGGGUCAGCAAUGCUGGGUGAUGCUAUCCUUGUCCAACGCCCGUGGAUCAAGUCCAAAGAGGCCGAAUACUACUUGUGGAUGUGCUACAAGGAAAGCUUUGAUCAAGCCAACCUGAUUGCCGCUGACAGAGAUGCAACAGAUAGUAUGGACGGCAAGAUCUCUCGCCUCAAGCGGGACAACAAGAACCUCUUCAAGCAAGUGACAACGGAGAUCAAUUCGAUCUCAAGACACAUAUCUGAGCAGAAUCAAGUCCUCAACCAGAAGGUCCAGGGCAUGGACAGUCGUCUUCAAGGCCUUGAGAGUUUGAUAGAGGAUUUGCACACGAGUAUCCAGCACAUUGCCAAUGCUCGAGUUCAAGAAAGCCCACACCUGCUCGAAUGAGACAUAAUAGGGUCACAAAAGACCUGGACUAUAUAGACAAAUUGCCAGGUAUGUUAUGUGGAUAUGAGGAUAUGAGUCAGAAUUUGCCCUGAAUUGAUGUCGAAGACACAAUCACGGGCAGUGGCCGUGUGCGACAGCUGGAGAAAAGUCAAAGCGCUAAGAAUUGUUCUUUAGUGCUUCAAAGUUGCAACAAACUGCAAUGUAAUUGAAUGCUUGUAAUAUUUUCGAAACCAAAAGCAUAGAAUUGCUGGCUCUGAAUCACAAAUGGUUGGAUUCCAACGGAUUCUAUCAGUAAUCAUCUCGUGUUCUUGUGGAC